This is a messenger RNA of Centruroides sculpturatus (bark scorpion), 1506 nucleotides long. RefSeq lists its product as uncharacterized. The coding region runs from base 157 to 1395 and encodes 412 amino acids. The record is from RefSeq and is a predicted model, not a curated record. NCBI's taxonomy places the organism in Eukaryota, Metazoa, Arthropoda, Arachnida, Scorpiones, Buthidae. The transcript is spliced from 4 exons.
CUCAUCUAUAAGUAAUCGUUAUAGUCUUCAUUUUACAGACACACGUAACACAUUGACGUUGAAUUUUAACAAUCUAAGAAAUUUUUCUAAGAAACAAUCUAAGAAACAAUUUAAUUACAUUUCUAUAAAAUUACGGAGACUAAGAGUUACGAAAUAAUGGAAAAUUUUUUGGCAAAAAUUGAAGCCGAAGAUGAGUAUAGCAGAGAAAGAAGAAAUAUGAACACAGAAGCAGAGAUAUGUUUAAAAUGCGUUUUAUCUUCGUUUACGUCUACAGCAAGGGUUUACGGAUAUACUUUUUUCCUACCUUGUUCAUGCUAUAACCGAAAUGAUGUUAAUGUUCAUCCAAUUGUAACAAAAUUUUAUUCAUCCUUUAUCGAAUGUUUCUACUGGAUAAAUUUCGUUUUAGUGUUUUCCUUGACAAUACCGGUUUUGUCAGAGAUGAUUCCUUGUGAACCGUCGUACUUACUAGACAAGGACGACGUCAUCUUUAUGAGAAUGCUUAUUGUUAAUUUAACUUUAACUUUCGCACUCACUUUCAGUAUUAUAAAAAGAGUAAAAUUAACCACAAAUAUUAAAUUGACGAAGCCAGAAUAUUUCCGUCGAAAAGAAUUGUACGACAUGAUUAAUUAUACUAGAAUUAUCUUUUCUGUUCUACUUGUAACUUUUAUUAUUUCUAGCCUAUUAUUGAACAUUUUUUAUUUUUAUCCUGCUGUAGAAGAAGGAAAGACUUACGAACACGAGGCACUUUUUUGCAGCGUAGAAAUUGGCCUUUAUAUUAAUUUGAGUGCGGGUGGAAUAUUGUAUCUAAUGUAUUUACUAUUUUUGCUUGCAAUCAUAUUAAUGAACAUUUUCCAGAAGUUAUCGGAAGAUCUGCAACUACUCAAUAUGAAUCAUUCUAAUUUGGAAACGGAAUUAGAAUUAAUUAUGACACAACACAAUGAACUUUGGGACUAUGUGAAACAAAUGAAUGGCCCAUUUAAUUACGUAUUGACAAUUUUGUACAGUUGUUUAAUAGCGUUAACCAGUUUACUUAAUUAUAUUUUAAUUUUUUCGAAAAUGAAAUUUGAAUUGAGAGUUUUGAUGUGCAUACAUUGUGCUGCAAUGUCAUUUACUUGUAUUUUAGUAGGAUUUUUAGUAUCUGCUUUUACAUCUGCUAUGCAAACUUCGUUUCAAGACAUUCGAAGAUUCGCUCAAUGCGAUUUGAAAUUGGAACAGAAAUUAAAAAUUGUGAAUUUUAUGAAAAGAUUUGGGAAGGCAUCUUUAUAUUUAUCUGUCAACGGUUUCUUCAAUGUUACCAAGAAGUUUCCUGUCAAGAUGUCCAGCGCUCUCUAUUCUGUUUUUUCGAAUCUGUUAAAUUUGAGGACCGUUUCCACAAAGAAAUACUGCUCUUACUGAGAUAUGAACCUAAGAAUUUAUCCUUUGAAUAUAAUUUCAUCUCAUAACGUUUCAAUUAAUAAAUAUAAAUUAAUUCAUUUAUAUAUGAUUAUUUAGAUACACUGUUAUCGU